AUGGCCUCGUCAAGCUCCGUCAAGGACCUCUGCAAGGUCAUCACAGCCUACAUAGUAGAGCCUGCAUUGCCGCUGCCGGACGACGUCAGGGCUGCUAUCGACGCAUACCUCGACAAGCACGAGAUCUACGAUGACACCGUUGCCGACCGACUUCAGGAAGAGCUUGUCGCCAUCUUUGAAAAAUAUGUCCGAGGGAAUACAUCUGCUACAGGCCCAUGGAUGGCCGUCCUGCGCCGCAUCCAAAUGGCCUUGCAGAGCCCAGAAAAGGUGCUCUUCUGGUUCGAUGCAUGCCAGAAUAUCCUCGACAAUACGCCUCUGGACAAGGCUGUAGUCAAGGAGACAAUUGCUGCCAUGAUGAACACGGCCCUCUUGGCCGAGAAGCUGCAGGAUUCCUUCGAGAAAGAAUCGACAUCCAAUCCCAUCAUAGACCGUCUCCUUUCCAUUUGGGUAGAUAACUUCUACCCUGCUCACAUCGAAGGCAACAAAUCUUUGGAACACAACGAGCAGCUUCUGAGAGAAGCUUUGGGUCAAUUUGGGAGGAGGAAACCAAAGGAGUUCUUCGCUUCGCUCAACAAGCUUUUUGUCAAGAAAACGCAUCGAAAACCUCUUCUAAGAUUCUUCUGCGCCUUCAUCCAAGGACAGCCACCACAUUUGUACCAGAUUCUGGAGACGCGACUCUGGACAAGCCUGCUGCUGUGCUUGCAGCUCGACACAUCCACGACAGUGGUGUCCGCAGCCUUGACUGCUCUGAUCAUGCUGCUGCCACACAUGCCUAGCGACCUAGUGCCCCAUCUGCCGACGCUAUUUAAUAUAUACGCGCGUUUAUUAUUCUGGGAGCAGGAACGAUCGGGCUCCAUAGAGAUGCCGUCUCUAGACGCCGCUCACACAGCAACCUGGGAAUCAUGCGUCUAUGAGCCAGAGUCUGAGGACUUGGAGAUCGGCCACCUUGGGCAGUACUUUUCCGUCUUAUAUGGUCUCUACCCCAUCAACUUAAUGGAUUACAUUCGGAAACCGCAACGUCACCUCCGUCACGCCGAAACUUCAGACUCUAGCAGUAUUGUGGUGCAGCCUACAGAGAUUAGGCAUCAUUCUGAACAGUUCUGCAGCAUACAUGUUCUGCACCCCAACUUUUACACAUUAACAAUCGAAUCCGAAAAGACGGAUUUCUCGCGAUGGAUGAAGUGUGAAGCCGCUGAAGUCGUCGCAGGGUGUAUGGGACUACGCACGACAACCGAAGCUGAUCCUUUCACCGAGGGGGGCCUUCCGCCUGUGCAAGCAGUGGAUGUCAUCGCCUCAGCACAUAGUUGCGACGAGCCUCAGCGUGUGACGUCUGAUCCGGCAUUGCUAAGCAGCAACAAGGUGGACAACUGGCGUAAAGCUCAGUUUUGUAGUGCAGAGUCCGUGUGCAGCGACCGAACGCCUUCGAUGAUGCUACGCAGAGGUUCACAAUCCAGUCAACCGUCCAAUAGAGAGUCGGGUGACACCAGGACUAGACACACGGAUAGCCCUACGCAACUGGCACAGUCGCCAUCCCACACGCAGUUGCAAGAUAUGAUCAAGUCGAAUAAAACAAUCAAAUCAGGCCUCCAUCAGACUCUCGCGAACGAUAGUGUUGCUUCACUGGCUUUGAGUCACCCUGAUUCGAACGCUGACAGGUCGACGAAAGAUUCGAUGCCACCGCCUGCCCUGCCACCCACAUCUGGCGCCAUACCGCCGUCGAGUGAUCUCAAUGCUCUAGUGGUACAGCUUCGACGUCGCGUACUUCUUUUGGAGAAUGACUUGAGCUUUGAGCGUUUCUUGAAGCAACAACACAUGACGCACAUUGGGGACCUCCGACGACGCCAGGUUGUGGAAGCUGCCACAGAAGCUGAAACGCAAAAUUUGCUCAUGACCAACCGCAACCUCAAGAACCGGUACGAUGAAGCCAAGAAGGCGGAAAUGCAAGUGCGGAAAGAAUCGGAAAAAAGUCGUGCAAUGGCAAAGAAGUGGGAGACGGACUUCUACAAUAAGCUGAAGAAUAUGCGCGAAGACCUCAAGAAGUCGACUGCAGAGGUAGAAGAGCUAGAGAACGAGCUUGCCGCAUCCAAAGAGGAGUGCGACAAGCUGCGAGUACUCCUGUGCGAUGCAGAAGUAAAAGAGCUCAACUGGAAGCAGCACGCGCAGUCUGUUGAGAUUCACAGGGUCGAGAUGGAACGUCUUCGUGACGAGGUCAGUCGACUUACUGUAUCCGAGCGAGAUUUCCAGGCCAAGGAUUUAGAGAGGCAGGAGGCUAUGAACAGAGCAGCAGAGACACAGAAUAGACUGGAAGAGCUGCAGAUGAAGCUGACAGCGCAGGAAGCUGAAGUUCAGCGAACCAAGAGACUCUUCCAAGGUCAGUUGGCAGCUUUGCAGGAACAACUGUCAAGGACACAAGAGGAGCGAUCACGACCAGGGGCCAAUUCGGACCUGGCAAUCGAAUCGUCGCUGGCUGGCAGCCGAGCCAAGCAGGCAGAAUUGCAGAAGCAGUUUGAUCUGCUCCAGCGCAAGUAUACAAAACUACAGUCGUCGCUCCUGGACAUGAACUCGUCAGCACCGGCACCGGUGCACACUUCUACAGGAGGGGAGCGCGACGGCAGUGACUAUCUGUCGACUUCGGCAAGCCCUGUGAUGAUGCGAGCGGCAGCCCACGGACCACCAGAAAGCGUAGCAGAUGCGAAGCCGCACAAUGGGAUGCCGCCAUUGGAUUCGAAGGCGGGAGCAGGGAUGACUGCGAUGCCAAGUCCUUCAGGCAAAGGUCAAGAAGGGACGGGGCGAAGUCCCGAGCAGAGACAUUUUGGUACAGGUUUACACAGUCGGCUGCGACGGGAUGGUGGUGACAAGGGAAAAGAUGAUGGCGGUAGCUCAUCGAGUAAGCCCAAGAAGGAGAAGAGAUCUACGCUGCGAGGAAUUCGAGGAUUUGUUUAG
This is a messenger RNA of Beauveria bassiana ARSEF 2860, 2943 nucleotides long. RefSeq names its product tuberous sclerosis 1. The coding region runs from base 1 to 2943 and encodes 980 amino acids. Lineage: Eukaryota; Fungi; Ascomycota; Sordariomycetes; Hypocreales; Cordycipitaceae. The transcript is spliced from 4 exons. Gene Ontology annotation, biological process: negative regulation of TOR signaling; regulation of cell cycle. The record is from RefSeq and is a predicted model, not a curated record. Gene Ontology annotation, cellular component: TSC1-TSC2 complex.